AUGGAUACUGGUAUUGUCUCUGAGCCACCCCUCUGGCGCCCGGUCGUUGAUGGAUAUAUUCUGCCCUCGGGUUAUGCCGAUACACUUCGCACCGGAUCGCAUAACGACAGACCUAUUAUGACUGGCGACAAUCUGAACGAAACUAGCUGGAGAGACAUGAACAUCACCACGUACAACUCUGCUUUUACAACCAUCGUGGGCAACAGCUCACAAGAGUUUUUCGGCGCGUACCCAGCCUCUAACGAGUCUGAAGCUACCGCCCAGGCCGCAGCCUUCGGCAACGACAUCAAUCGAUACACAACCUCGCAUUGGGCCAACGACUGGUGCAAGGGAAAUGCAAGCAAGGACGUCUUUGCUUACUCUUGGACGAAAAAACGAAAGAUCGGCAAUACGUGCUUUGCUCUACUUGCAGGAGUUAAUCUUCGAUGCCUCGAGGAAGGACGAGACUAUUUAUCCAGUCUCUAUGAAUGUCAGAGGAGUACAUAG
Messenger RNA from Aureobasidium subglaciale EXF-2481, 486 nucleotides. RefSeq lists its product as uncharacterized. The coding region runs from base 1 to 486 and encodes 161 amino acids. The transcript has a single exon. The record is from RefSeq and is a predicted model, not a curated record. Lineage: Eukaryota; Fungi; Ascomycota; Dothideomycetes; Dothideales; Saccotheciaceae.